This is a messenger RNA of Glycine soja, 1242 nucleotides long. RefSeq names its product tripeptidyl-peptidase 2-like. Gene Ontology annotation, molecular function: tripeptidyl-peptidase activity; serine-type endopeptidase activity. Gene Ontology annotation, cellular component: cytosol. The record is from RefSeq and is a predicted model, not a curated record. Gene Ontology annotation, biological process: proteolysis. The transcript is spliced from 6 exons. Bases 1 to 1107 code for a protein of 368 amino acids. Lineage: Eukaryota; Viridiplantae; Streptophyta; Magnoliopsida; Fabales; Fabaceae.
AUGCUAACUGUGACUGCCUACUCUUUCACGAUUGAGAGGAAGUAUGGCGUCUUCAGCAAAUUAGAUGCUUGUACAUUUGUUGUUAAUGUCUAUAAUGAUGGGAAUGUCUUAAGUAUUGUAACAGACUGUUCUGGACAUGGCACCCACGUUGCUGGUAUAGCUACUGCUUUCCAUCCAAAGGAGCCCUUAUUGAAUGGAAUUGCACCUGGUGCACAAAUAAUAUCUUGUAAAAUUGGGGAUUCUCGCCUAGGUUCAAUGGAAACAGGAACUGGUUUGAUUCGGGCACUGAUAGCAGCUCAUAAGAGUGACCUUAUCAACAUGAGUUAUGGUGAAGCAACAUUACUGCCAGACUAUGGAAGCUUUGUUGAUCUUGUGAAUGGGUGGGCCAGGACUGAGCACUGUUGGUGCACCUGGUGGUACAUCUUCAAGUAUCAUAGGUAUUGGUGCAUAUGUGUCUCCUGCUAUGGCUGCUGGUGCACUUGUGUUGUUGAACCUCCAUCCGAGGGGCUUGAAUACACUUGGUCUAGCCGAGGACCAACAGCUGAUGGAGACCUUGGUGUGUGUGUGAGCGCUCCUGGUGGUGCUGUUGCUCCUGUCCCCACAUGGACUCUUCAACGGCGUAUGCUCGGGAUUGGGACAUCAAUGGCAUCACCAUCAGCCUCUGGUGGAACUACAUUGCUCAUAAGUGCAAUGAAGGUCCUUGCAUGUGGUUCUUUUGUAGCUUAUUUAGUGGUCUUUACUUGCACACAUAUCUCUAGUUUUGUGUGUAUGAUCUGCAUUCAGGCUGAGGGAAUCCCUGUGAGUCCAUACUGUGUGAGGAAGGCACUUGAAAAUAUUGCGAUUCCCAUAGGUGAUUUACCUGAGGAUAAAUUAUCCACCGGACAAGGGCUUAUGCAAGUUGACAAGGCUUUUGAAUAUAUGCAGAAGUGUCAAAAUGUUCCAUGUGUUUGGUAUCAAAUAAAAAUCCAGCAAUGUGGAAAAACAAGUGAGUUCACAUUCAACCAUGUACGUUUUACCUUCCCCUUAUGUGACCAAAGACAGGAAAGAUAUUAUCUUUUGGCUUUAUCUUAUAUUUGUAAGAGUAGAAAGUGUAGUAUGUUACUAUAAUCAUUCUUGUGCCUUUACCUAAUGGCUUAGGAUUUUGGUAUAGUUGGCUGUUGGUACAUUAAAUGAUAUCAAAGUCCCCAAUUUAACCUCCAUUCUUCUAAUAAGAGUGUAUGCAAUGCAAUAGCCCACUCUAUC